AUGGAGCUCCCAUUGAAUGCUACCGCCAAGUGCGAAGUUUGUGCAGUUAUUCGAUUUUUGAACGCAAAAGGCGUUAAACCGGUUGAAAUUCAUCGCCAAUUGACGGAAGUGUAUGGACAGUCAUGCAUGGAUGUCAAAAAUGUUCGCAAGUGGUGUAGGGAGUUUACAGCCGGUCGUACUGAAAUUCACAACGAACAAAGGAGCGGGAGACCAUCAAUUUCCGACGAGACAGUCACAAAGGUUGAGGAAAACAUGUGUGAAGAUCGGCGGAUCACUCUGGAUGCUCUCUGCAUUUUGGCUCCUGAGGUUUCCCGAAGCACCAUCCACAGGAUUUUAACGGAAAAGUUGCAAUAUCGGAAGGUGUGCGCAAGAUGGGUACCACGUAUGCUGAUAGAACACCACAAAUGGCAACGAGUUGAUUCUUCCUGUGAAUUUCUUUGCCACUAUGCAAACGAAAAGGACAACUUCUUGGACUCAAUUGUCACGGGUGACAAAACCUGGGUGUUCCACUUUACACCUGAGACCAAACAACAAUCACGCGAGUGGCGGCAUUCCUCUUCUUCCAAGCUGCGAAAAUUCAAACAAAUACAGUCUGCCGGUAAAGUCAUGGCAACUGUGUUUUGGGACCGGAAGGGGGUAUUGUUGGUCGACUUUAAGCCUGCUGGAACCACAAUAAACGCUGACACAUACUGUGAAACACUGAAAAAACUCAGUAGGGCAAUUCAGAACCAGAGAAGAGGAAUGCUGAGCAAGGGCAUUCUCCACGUCAACCCUCGUCCACAUGUCACCCGUCAAACUGUCGCUCUCCUGCAAAACUUUGGUUGGAACUUCAUCACCCACCCACCCUAUAUUCUGGACUUGGCACCCAGUGACUACCACCUGUUCCCUAAGUUGAAAGAACAAUUGUCUGGAAGGCAAUUCUUCUCCGACGAAGAGGUGAAAGAUGAGGUUCAACACUUCCUGAAGGACAUGCCACAACGUCUACAAAAAUGCAUCGACCGAAAUGGCGAUUAUGUAGAAAAAUAA
Polypterus senegalus (gray bichir) is the source of this 1026-nucleotide messenger RNA. RefSeq names its product histone-lysine N-methyltransferase SETMAR-like. NCBI's taxonomy places the organism in Eukaryota, Metazoa, Chordata, Cladistia, Polypteriformes, Polypteridae. Gene Ontology annotation, molecular function: nucleic acid binding. The record is from RefSeq and is a predicted model, not a curated record. The transcript has a single exon. Bases 1 to 1026 code for a protein of 341 amino acids.